Molecule: messenger RNA, 708 nt
Organism: Anopheles gambiae (African malaria mosquito)
Lineage: Eukaryota; Metazoa; Arthropoda; Insecta; Diptera; Culicidae
Product: cuticle protein 19
Exons: 1
Coding region: 85-453 (122 amino acids)
Cellular component (GO): extracellular matrix
Source: RefSeq, a predicted model, not a curated record
CCCAACUUAAACACCAUCAGUCAAUCGCCAGCCACAGUUCGAUCAACAUUCAACCAAUCCAGAAACCAAAGAACCCUUCCCAAAAUGAUGAAGAUCACGAUCGCCGCCCUCGCUCUGCUAGCCGUCGCCGUUGCUGCUUACGAACAUGAGGACUAUCAUUCGCAUCCCAGCUACAAGUUCGAGUAUGGCGUAAAGGAUCCUCACACCGGAGACCACAAGAGCCAGUGGGAACAUCGGGACGGAGAUGUUGUCAAAGGACAGUACACGCUGGAUGAAGCCGACGGAACCAAGCGAGUGGUUGAGUACUCGUCCGACAAGCACAACGGCUUCCAGGCUCACGUCAAGCGAGUGGGCCAUGCUGACCAUCCGGCUGUCUAUGGACACCAUGAGGCUGGACAUUCGUACGGCCAUGGACACGCCAGCAGCUACGCUAAGCUCAACCAACAUCACUGAGGAAUCAGAGCAUUGUGAUCUAUAAUAAUCAUCUUGAAAUGUUAUUGUGAUCUUAUCUGUAUAAAUACAUUUCAUUUCAUAAGCUUUUCAAAACCAACUGACUCAAAUUACUGACACUCCGAAAUUGUUGUGGUAUUAGAUAAUUCUUCUAGUUAAAUAGAAUUUGCAACUGUUUAUAGAGUACAUAUUUCCAAAUUGAUCCGCAUGCUGUUUUGCUAAACUAUGCAAUUGUUUGUUCUGUUUUGAAACACCUGA